AUGGAAAUCGAAUGCUUGAAAGAAAUAGUUAAAACAGACAAGUUUCAACAUAUAAAUGCCUUUGUUUCAGAUAACGAUUCUAAGGCAGGAAAAGUGGUCGCCAAAUCCGGCGCUCAAUGUGUUAUUCUAAAAGACAUCAAUCACACAUUAAUUUCUACUUUUACUAAUGAAAAAUUCGAAUUUUUGGAAAUAAGAUUUAGAGGAAUCUUAAAUAGCACUCAUCUUAAAGUUGAUGAAAAGAUCGAAAAAUGGUUGAGUCUGAAAACUGAAUAUGCAAAUCAUAAGCUCAAAGAUCAAAUUGUUGACUUAAUUGAUAGUACUGCUGUUCUUUUUAAUUUUGUAAGACGGAAUUGUCACACAAACUUCAGUGAAUUUUUCAACGCUAUGAAAAGUAGAUAUAUAGAAAAAAAGAGAUUGGACAGUCGGUUUUAUAGCGAGAUGUUUUAUAACAGUUUUAUCGUUUAA
Trichomonas vaginalis G3 is the source of this 465-nucleotide messenger RNA. RefSeq lists its product as uncharacterized. Bases 1 to 465 code for a protein of 154 amino acids. NCBI's taxonomy places the organism in Eukaryota, Parabasalia, Trichomonadida, Trichomonadidae. The transcript has a single exon. The record is from RefSeq and is a predicted model, not a curated record.